AUGCCAUUGGCUCUUAUCGCUGCAACAAAUCCAAGGCUGAUACUUCAUAAAAACGUCUUCCGAUCAAUUUUCUGGGGUGGACUUAUCGUCGCUACCACAUUCAAAACCAACAUCAUAUACAAGGCCAGUUUCCACUCAUUCAGCGGCGCAAUAAUGGCAGCAAACAGCACGAUGAAAGCGGUCGUCAUCCACACCAAAGGCGGGCCUGAUGUCCUCAAAGUGGAGGAGCGGCCGAUCCCCACGGCUCAACCAGGCCAAGUCCUCAUUCGUGUCAAAGCGUUCGGUCUCAAUAGAUCAGAAAUGUUUACCCGUCAGGGCCAUUCGCCCGGUGUCGAGUUCCCGCGCAUUCUAGGGAUUGAAGCAACCGGUAUCGUGGAACAUGCUCCUGGCGGGGAGUUUGAGAAAGGUCAGAUCGUCAUGACGGCCAUGGGUGGUAUGGGUCGGCAAUUCGAUGGUGGAUAUGCUCAGUACACCGUUGUCCCCACAAAUCAAGUACAGGUCAUCACAGUACCGACGAAACUUGGCUGGGAUGUCUUGGGCGCUAUGCCCGAGAUGCUGAAUACGGCGUAUGGCGCGAUUACGAAAUCCCUGGAAGUCAAGAAGGGAGAUCGUUUGCUUAUCAGAGGUGGAACGACAUCGGUCGGUCUCGCUGCGUUGGCGAUUGCCAAGGGAUUCGGUGCACAUGUUGCGUCUACAAGUCGACGACCGGAACGAGAGCAGAUGCUGCGCGAAUACGGGGCGGAUAAAUUCUUUGUCGAAGACGGCGCUAUUGCAGCGCAGAUCAAAGAUGACAGCCAAAAGUUCAACAAAGUCUUGGAGUUGGUCGGCGUUGUGACCUUGAAGGACUCCUUUCAGUGUACGUCCAAGGGCGGCAUUGUGAGCAUGACUGGUAUCGUGGGGAACAAGUGGUCUAUUGAUAACUUUCAGGCGAUGGAAUACAUUCCGAAAUAUCGUUAUCUUACUACCUUUGGAGGCUGGGUUGAGGAGUUCAUGUCUACGCCUCUGAAUGAUAUUGUUCAGCAGGUGGAAGCUGGGACGUUCAAGAUCAAAGUGGGAAAGGUGUUUCAUAUGGAUCAAAUUGCUGAGGCACAUCAGUGCAUGGAUGAUAAUGCGGCGGAGGGAAAAAUUGUUGUCCUGACUGACUGA
Messenger RNA from Talaromyces marneffei, 1146 nucleotides. RefSeq lists its product as uncharacterized. The record is from RefSeq and is a predicted model, not a curated record. Bases 1 to 1146 code for a protein of 381 amino acids. Lineage: Eukaryota; Fungi; Ascomycota; Eurotiomycetes; Eurotiales; Trichocomaceae. The transcript has a single exon. Gene Ontology annotation, molecular function: oxidoreductase activity.